Molecule: messenger RNA, 1567 nt
Organism: Amoebophrya sp. A25
Lineage: Eukaryota; Dinophyceae; Syndiniales; Amoebophryaceae
Source: the annotation of a GenBank genome assembly
AGUAACACGUAGACUACGUCCAGCAGGAGAUACGAGGCUCACAGGUAGGUUUUGAUUUAUCGGAACUCGCUCGCACUACAAAAAAAAAAGCUCGCGAGACGAAUUGAACUGAAUACCACACAGCCUGUUCGUACUACAUGACUCCCGCCUACCAGUAAAGACAGUACCACCACAAUGUCCAGCUCGGCUAGAAUUGUGCGGAUGCCGUUAGUUAGCCCUCGCUGGGUAAGACAAGAGGCUGCUAAGAGAGACAAGCGCAUUGUCAUGGUUGACGCGACAUGGUACCUUCCGAAUUCGCCCUUUGCAUCCCCAGAUGGCCGCACAGCAAACGAGCACUUUCUUGCUACAACAGAACAGUCUGGCUCGUCUUUCUUACAGCGACACUCCGUCUUUCUCGAUCUAGACGAGUGUGCCGACAGGCGCUCUACUUUGCCACAUAUGAUGCCAGCGGUCGAGGAUUUCGAGACACACGUGACUGACACGCUCCAUAUCGAUAACCACAGCGUGGUUGUGUGUUAUGAUAGACACGGGAUUUUUUCGGCUCCAAGAGCGUGGUUCAUGUUCCGACAUUUUGGACACCAAGAAGUCUUCGUUCUCGAUGGUGGCUUGCCAGCUUGGGAUGCAGAUGAGGCUAACGGGCGUGGCCCACAAGAUGGUGACAAUCCUCGAGAUGCGGACAAUCACUUUGAGGUUAGCAGAUCAGGAUCUUCGAAAGUAGAAGUGUAUUCUGUGGCGAAAAACAAUAGGUCGUCAACAACAUCCUCUAGUACAACAAAGCCGCAGCAGAACCAAUCAACGGACGAAUUUUACGGUGUCGUAGAUCUCUCCUUCAUGCAGGACAACGUGGGUUCAUCUUCAACCACAGGAACGCCGCCAAAAUGUCCCAUCAUUGACGCUCGCCCAGCUGGACGCUUUACUGGAGAAGUGCCUGAGCCGCGUGCAGGCAUGCGGUCAGGGCAUAUGCCUGGAGCAGCCAACAUUCCAUUUGGAACCCUGCUAACAGCAGAUAAGAAGAUGUUACCCCCUGUUAUGGCUGUCUUCUAUCGAAAGGAAACUAAAACAAUUUUUUUCGUACAGCUUUUCUUUGUAGCAUACUAGUCAAUCCAUCAUCCCCACCUAUUUCAUUUUACAAGCCACUAGUAGCCUUAACAGUCGUCUUCCUAAGUAUCUACCUUUAGACCUCUAAGUAAAAGUUAAACUAUCUUGCAUACUGUCUGUGCCGCUAUCCCUCUAAUCCCCCUGAGUUGCAAAAGGUGUUCCAGACCGCUGGUGUGGACCCUCUAGCGCCAUUUGUAGCAACUUGCGGUUCCGGGAUGACGGCAGCUAUCGUAUUACUUGCGGCAGAAGUUCUAAGAGCUACAGAGCAGUCCUCUGGGUCUGCAGCUUCAACAUCAAGUCUCCUGCUUUAUGACGGAAGCUGGACAGAGUACGGAAAUGCUUCCAAGAAGGAUGCAGUCGAAGUCGUUACGGGACCAUGAAGACUUUUUAGUUCGCAGGUCGUGUGAAGUAGCUAUGUGCAAGAGUGCUGCUAAGUCGAUGGACACAAUAACGCCAAGUUACACAAGAG